AUGAUGUCUCCGCGCCAUGUAUUACUGCGGACCCGACCCCGGAGCAUUGGGAGACAGGCAUUCUUCAGCACGUCGCUGGGACGACGGUCAUAUGAGGAUACGAUUUCGAAUCUAAAGAUUGGGAAGGAUACGAGGGUUAUUUUUCAGGGAUUUACUGGGAGACAGGCUACUGCAAAUGCGAGGGAGUCUAUAGAAUGGGGCACCAAUAUAGUGGGCGGUGUUACGCCGGGAAAGAAUGGGGAGCAUCUUGGAUUGCCUGUCUUGCCUACUGUUCGAGAGGCAAUGGAGAAACUGAAGCCAGAUGCAACUGGGAUUUAUGUUGCGGCUCACCAAGCCACUGCGGCCAUUGAAGAAGCUAUCGAGGCAGAAGUUCCUCUUAUCGUCGCGGUCGCAGAGCAUAUUCCAAUUCAUGACAUCCUUAGACUACGAAGGCAAGCAUUUAUUCCCGAUGCCUAUUCAUUUAUUAAUAGCCAAGCAGCCGUGGCCUCUACAACAAGGGCUGGACUCGGGCAAAGCUUAUGUAUAGCCGUGGGAGGUGACGUUAUCCCUGGCACAAACUUUGUUGAUGCCUUGAAUAUUUUUGAGCACGACAAUGACACGGAGGGCAUCGUGUUAAUCGGGGAGAUUGGUGGAGAGGCAGAAAUGGAUGCUGCUGAUUGGAUUGCCGACUAUCGGCGACGCUCGCCCAACCCUAAACCAAUCGCAGCUAUUAUUGGGGGAAUUCACGCUGCUCCUGGCCGCGUUAUGGGUCACGCGGGAGCGUUCACUCUGCCAGGAGAGCCCGAUGCAUUGACCAAGAUCAAGCGCCUUGAAGAAGCAGGUGCCACUAUUGUUAAUCACCCAGAGAAGUUCGGAGAUGCCAUGAAGAUCUUACUUGGAAGGUCUGGGCGGGCCAGCAGUGGUUUCGCUACCACAGGAGCCUCGCAACGGAGAAGCAUGCAUACUAUGAGAAGAACAAGACCCGCAUUAAGAGCUCCAACCUCACAUCUAGCAAAUAUUACGCAGAAGCGUAACCUUCACAUCAGGGAGGAAUUUGCUCUUGAUCUUCUUCGGGAAAAUGGCAUUGAUGCCGCCAAAACAGGAGGGGAAGGCCGAAAACGCAUGCUUGCUGUAGCUGUAGACCGGGCGAAUCGAUCACCAUGCAUCAUUGCCUCACCAAUGACUGAUCCAGAGAACCUAGAAGUCGAAGCAAAGAAAUUCCCAUUCGAUUACAGGAAAGGCUUGGAGGGCAGCCAUAUCGGAGCAAUUGCCGAGCACCUACAGCUGAAAAAUGGAGCGCUGAAUGCUUUGCCCAAAUUACUCGACACUUUGGUGGACAUGUACAUCAAGAAAGAGGCUUUCUUGCUCGAAACGGUCUUCGUUGAACAACUGGGUGGGCUGAAGGUUAUAGGCGCAAAUUUUGGCUUCGACGAUGCCGCAUUUCGGAGUUCCAAACGCCAAGCGGACAUCCAUGCGCUUCGGCGCUUGGAAGAUGAAGAUCCUCAAGAAAUUGAGGCAGAAAGAGAUGGAAUCGUCUAUAUAAAGCUCGCCGGGGAUGGAAAUAUCGGCACUCUUGUCAACGGUGCAGGACUUGCCAUGAAUACGGUGGAUGCAUUGGCGGAUGCUGGCGGCAAAGCUGCCAAUUUCUUGGAUACUGGGGGCAAGGCAACGAGCGAGACAGUGAAGAAGAGUUUUCAACUUAUCUUACAAGACUCGCGAGUCAAGGUGAUUUUUGUAAACAUCUUCGGAGGCCUGACGCUCGGCGACAUGAUUGCAAAUGGCAUUCUGAUGGCUUUCAAAGAACUUGAUAUGCGGUUGCCGGUGGUGGUUAGAAUUCGCGGGACGAACGAAAAGGAGGGACAGAAGAUUAUUGCUGAAUCUGGGCUGCCGCUGUUUGCCUUCGACGACUUCGAGGAGGCUGCGGCGAAGGUACUGGAGUUGGCGAAUAAGGGGUGA
Messenger RNA from Venustampulla echinocandica, 1935 nucleotides. Its product is annotated as putative succinyl-CoA synthetase subunit alpha. The coding region runs from base 1 to 1935 and encodes 644 amino acids. The transcript has 7 exons. Lineage: Eukaryota; Fungi; Ascomycota; Leotiomycetes; Helotiales; Pleuroascaceae. Gene Ontology annotation, molecular function: succinate-CoA ligase (GDP-forming) activity; succinate-CoA ligase (ADP-forming) activity. Gene Ontology annotation, cellular component: succinate-CoA ligase complex (ADP-forming); mitochondrion. Gene Ontology annotation, biological process: tricarboxylic acid cycle. The record is from RefSeq and is a predicted model, not a curated record.